Molecule: messenger RNA, 714 nt
Organism: Miscanthus lutarioriparius
Lineage: Eukaryota; Viridiplantae; Streptophyta; Magnoliopsida; Poales; Poaceae
Source: the annotation of a GenBank genome assembly
AUGGCACUGGAGUACUUGACGACGUGGUGGCUAAGACCCGGCGUGGCGUGCUUCCUCUUCUUGAACGCGCUCGUCGCCGCAAUCGCGGUCACGUCCCGGUCCCGCGCCCAGCAGGGCGGCCGUGCGGCGUCGACGCGGAGGUGGCUCUGUAGCAGCGCGUCGUCCAUGGUCCUCGACCGCCUCCGGUCGUUCUCAUCCGCCAUGUUCUCCACCUCCACGCACCCGUCCGUAGAGCUCUGCUACUACUACUACGUAUCCCCGGAAACAGAGGAAGUGAAACAGAACGCAGAGGAUGAAUCGGCGGCAGGGGCGGUGAAGGCCACGAGCUCCGACGGGAACGGGACGUGCGCGCUCGGCCAGGUGGGGCGCCAUGCGCAGGAACCGAUGCCGUCACCACCACCACCGGCUGCUCCGGCUGUGGCCGCGGUCACCGCGGAGACAGCUGGAGUGGCGGCGCUGGUGCGUGCACCGCCGGAGGAGGAGCCGGUGACGGUGGCAGAGUUUGUGAAACGGAAGCACCGCCACCGCGAUCAUGGUUACGCGGUGGAAGGGAAGGCGGAGUUGAACGCGCGAGCGGAGCAGUUCAUUCGGCAGUUCCGGCAGGAGCUCAAGUUGCAACGGCUUGACUCCAUGCUCAGCCGCCACACCCACACGCUCAGCACCGGCUCGGGCGCACCAACAAGCCGGGAGCUCCGAUCCGGUUGUUCGAUAUAA